GUUUGUAUUUGACAGUUGGUCCGCCGUACAUGUCUGCCGACUUUCUAGUUAUACGGGGAUGUUACGGCAGCGCCCCAACUGCUUGUUCUCCGGAAGUGAUAUCAGGAAUUACCGCAACAACGCCCUCCCCGGAUGUGACCACAGACAACACCAUCACUACAAAAUCCCCGGAUGUGACAACAGACAACACCAUCACUACAAAAUCCCCGGAUGUGACUACAGACAACACCGUCACUACAAAAUCCCCGGAUGUGACCACUGACAACACCAUCACUACAAAAUCCCCGGAUGUGACCACGGACAACACCAUCACUACAAAAUACCCGGAUGUGACAACAGACAACACCAUCACUACAAAAUCCCCGGAUAUGACCACUGACAACACCAUCACUACAAAAUCCCCGGAUGUUACCAUAGACAACAAGGUCACUACAAAAUCCCCUGAUGUGACCACAGACAACACCAUCACUACAAAAUCCCCGGAUGUGACAACAGACAACACCAUCACUACAAAAUCCCCGGAUGUUACCACAGACAACAAUGUCACUACAAAAUCCCCGGAUGUGACCACGGACAACACUGUCACUACAAAAUCCCCCGAUGUGACCACAGACAACACCAUCACUACAAAAUCCCCGGAUGUGACAACAAACAACACCAUUACUACAAAAUCCCCGGAUAUGACCACAGACAACACGGUCACUACAAAAUCCCCGGAUGUGACCACGGACAACACCGUCACUACAAAAUCCCCCGAUGUGACCACAGACAACACCAUCACUACAAAAUCCCCGGAUGUGACCACUGACAACACCAUCACUACAAAAUCCCCGGAUGUGACCACAGACAACACGGUCACUACAAAAUCCCCGGAUGUGACCACAGACAACACUAACACUACAAAAUCCCCGGAUGUGACCACAGACAACACCAUCACUACAAAAUCCCCGGAUGUGACCACUGACAACACCAUCACUACAAAAUCCCCGGAUGUGACCACAGACAACACGGUCACUACAAAAUCCCUGGAUGUGACCACAGACAACGCCAUCACUACAAAAUCCCCGGAUGUUACCACAGACAACAAGGUCAUUACAAAAUCCCCGGAUAUGACCACGGACAACACCGUCACUACAAAAUCCCCGGAUGUGACCACGGACAACACGGUUACUACAAAAUCCCCGGAAGUGACCACAGACAACACCAUCACUACAAAAUCCCCGGAUGUGACCACGGACAACACCGUCACUACAAAAUCCCCGGAUGUGACCACGGACAACACGGUUACUACAAAAUCCCCGGAAGUGACCACAGACAACACCAUCACUACAAAAUCCCCGGAUGUGACCACGGACAACAUCAUUAGUACACCAGAUUUACCAACUACUGACAAAACCAGAUGUUGUAAUUGCACGAAUAGCGUGCUUAUUUGGGGGAACGCUAUGGACUCUUUGGAUCCCGGAGACACGGCUAAAAUAAAGGAACUUCUUGAAAUGUUGAAUAAAUUGAGGUCUCAAUUGGCUGUCAACAAGACAUCUCCGACGUCAUACCGGAUUACAAAGGUGAGCGCUAUGGAUAUGAGGGCGUCUGCGACUAGCAUUGGCUGUCUUGGAGUGGUCGCCAUUAUUGGGACUGUCUUGGCCAUCGUGUCCAUGGAUGUCAUAUUUUUUGUCACGUCGAAACGGUGAGAUGAUAAAACGAUGAACAGUUUAUCAAGUCACAAGCCAAGGCUAUUUUUUUUUUAAAUUUCUAUGUACAUUCUACAGGCGUCUGCUUCUUGUGUUGAUUCUAUUAACUCUUUCAAUCCUAAGAAACUUAAGUGGAUUCGUUCAUACAAUCAUCAUUUGAAGUCCAAUAUGGUCAGUAGGGGUGAAAGGGUUAAUACUAACCGGAAGCAGACGCCUGUGUAUUUUCCCUUAUGUGAAGGAAUGGUAAAGCCGAGCCAUAUUUGAAAAAAAAGUGUGUUGUCGUCAUGAACUGAUUAUCAAACUUCUCUUGUUUGCCUCGAAGUGAAUGGUUUCUCUGUAAAGAGCGUCCGAUAUUACGUCCGGCCAUUAUUUUACCAAUAUUUUUCGGUAUUGAUUGAUAAAUAAUUUAUCUGGCACCAGAUUUAUAAACCAAUUCAUCAAUUUUAUCACUUGAGUUUUUUUUUCAUAUGCCAUAAUCUGGUGUCGAUUUAUAUCAAGCAAAUAAAAUAUAUGCGUUAAUUAAAUUUCUGUAUAAUAAGAAUAAUAGAUUCGAAAAAAUAGCCAGGUAAAUAUUUUCCUCUGAUUGACAAAAAGAAAGAAAACACAAACCUACACCAAAAAUCGAGUUUAUGGCAAAUUUAUAUAUCAUGUUGUUGUUCUUUGUAAAGUACAGUCCUCAAUUUCAUCACAGGCGUCUGCUUCUGGUUAGUAUUAAUAGAAAAAAAUAUUAGCCCCUACUUCUACUAGAGGCUAGCUUUUUUUUCUUUAAACUUAAGAAAUCCCUUAACUUGGAAUUGUCUACUAGAGAGCCUUAUUGGGUUAAAAGGGGAAACAAAUACUUAGUUACGAAUCAUUACGAAAAAAUUCAAGUUCAAGAAUGUUGAAACUGAGCCCAAGUCUUGUUAAGUAAAUUUCAUAUGCGUGUCUUGAAAAGGGGUUGGUUACGUCCUUGCUGUCGUUAUUACGUCAUUGACCAGAGGAAGUACGUCUGUCAGUCUGUAGACGGACGUUUUUCCAAAUUAGUACUUUUUAGACUUUUAAAUCCUUCCUCGAUUCUUUACUAUGAUAUUAUACACCUGCAGUACCUAAACUUGUACUACAGUAGUCACACUUGCGACUUAUCUAGUUUUCUCCCUUCGAUAAUCUCCAUUGGUGUAAUACUCACUUUAGGUCUAGAAUAGGUUUUAGACAACACGCGCUCUCGUUCGCAUCUUUUCUUUUCUAUUUUUACUAAGUAUUGGUGGUCUACAUGGCAAAUAGUCAGUAAAUGAGCUUGAA
Pecten maximus is the source of this 2966-nucleotide messenger RNA. Its product is annotated as polycystic kidney disease protein 1-like 3. Lineage: Eukaryota; Metazoa; Mollusca; Bivalvia; Pectinida; Pectinidae. The coding region runs from base 30 to 1688 and encodes 552 amino acids. The transcript is spliced from 3 exons. The record is from RefSeq and is a predicted model, not a curated record.